GGUAGUCAUCAGUGUUGCCUACUUUUUAUAACUUAAAUAUAGCUGUUUUUGUGGGAUGGCAUGAAGUAAAGAGCUGAAUUAAAAAUUAGCAUAAUAUGUUGCAUGUUUUUUCAAUAAUAUCCCAAAACUCCCAAUAUGUUGUCUAUUUCGACAUAUUCUUCAAUAUUGAUAGGUGUAUAGAUUAGCCAGACUUUUGGCUCUUGGAGCUAUACAUUUUUCCCAGCUAUAAAAUAGCUGAAUUGACCACACUGAAACUGAAAAAUGCCAGCGCUGAGCAAGAUCAACAGCUGGUCGCCUUUUGUUUUCGAAAUUUGCGCUUUUUUUUAUUGAAAUAAAGUGAAAGCAUAUAUAUGAUAUAUAUAUGCUCUCUGAAGACGAUAUUGAUUGCACUCUAAUACCAUUGACUGCGGCUUGAAAGGCCAGGUGAGGAGUAGAGUCUGCAGUGGACUUGGAAGCAUCAGUAAUUGUCGACAUAUACCUUGUGAUCUUCCUUUUCUUAGCCUCAUCCAUAAUUUAAUCAGAUUAUCCGCUACGGAAUAGCUACCAGAGCUGAAAUAAACCGUUUAAAGGCCAAUUCAAUGGUUGCGGUUCUUCUGUUUUAAGCCGGCGACGCCUUCUUGGCUGCUGCAUCUUAUCGUGGCGGCGGUCAAUAAAUGUGACCCAGAGGACAAACACAACAGUCACAGCUACAGCCACAGUCGCAGCCACAGCCACAACAACUAAAGCAGUGGCAAAGCCGCAAAACUCAACCACAACAAGCCACAAUCGGCAAUCAUCAACACUGGGGCGCCACAGACCGAGGAAGGCGAGGGCGCCGGUUGCAUUUGGACAACGCCAACGAACCAGAAACACCCGCGCACAAGCCAUGACAGCUGUGCCAGUCCCUUCUGUCCCAGCACCACCCCAGGCCACCUCCAGCGCCGAGCUUCGGCAUCAGUCAGCCAGUCAGACUCUGAACGCCCUGCUGGACCUGCCCGCGGAGAUGGAACUGCGCCAAAUUGAGUUGAUCUAUCGGGCGGAGGGUAAUGCAAAUUUGGUGCUUGCCUUGCCGCAAUUUAAAAAAGUUUUACGUUUGCCAAAAAUGAUAUCCAGCAGACAGCAGCCGCCGCCGCCGCAGAAGGAGGCGGAGGUGCAGCAGAAGCAGGCGGAAGGUGCAGAGGAGACAGGAGAGAUUGGGCGGGCGGAAGAGCAGACCGAAUUUUCGGUCGGAGCCCAGGCAUCAACUGUAAAAGCUGGCGACUUGACAAUGCCGGAUUUUAUGGCUUAUAUCGGGAUAAUGCGCCGUCUAUUAGGAAAUGAGUUUGUCUGCGGAGCGGAUAUUGUUGCCAUACCAAAGGAAGACGAUAGAUUCUGGAUAAACGAGCACAUACGCGCCCACAGACCGGUUGCGCGUCUGGAUAAGGAAUUUGUGGGGCCAUUCGGGCUACUCCUGCCAGAUGUGACCCAAUUGCCUGCCACGUUCGAUGUUUUACUUGGAAAUUUACAGGCAAAGGGCACAACAGGAGAUGCCACAGGAGCAACAGGAGCAGCAGGAACCGGGGUAGGAGCAGGAGAAGGAGCCGCAGCAACGUCAACGGCAGGUACAAGAGGUGUCCAUGGUCUGGGCGAUACAUAUGCCAUCGAAAUAAAACCCAAACAAGGCUGGCUCCAGUUGGCAAGUGAUGUCAACGAUUUAUUUGAUUUAAUGCCAGCAGGAGCAGAGACAAUGCCAAAGAGGAGCAAAGGCGAGGAGGAUCCGGAGCAAACAGGAGUGGCGAAGUCGACCCGAGACAAGUGCAAGUGCCGCUAUUGCGCCAUGCAGCUAUUGAAGCUACGCAACGGAAAAAUCAAACGACUGGGCGACUACUGUCCUCUAGAGCUAUUCUCCGGCGCACCCAGUCGUAUGCUUGAUGCCCUGAAUGCACUUUUCGCCUGCCCGCAAAAUAAUUUACGUGUGUUUCAGGACGGCAAUUUAAUUUAUGGCGAUCACGCGAAUUCGAUUUCCUUCGAUGAAUUGCACUCGCGUGUCUUUCCCGGUGAAAUUAUGGUGCUUAUAAAACAUUUGCUCGUUGCCUGCCUGCUCAGGGAAUACGAGGUGAGUCCAACGCAGAGCUGCGGCCAGGACCGUAGUGGCAGUGGCAGUGGCGGAGGCAGUCAGUGCCAGAGUAGCGUUUCAAUUGGCGAAAUGGAGACAAAAGCUGGAGCUGGUGUGGAUGCUGGAAUUGGCGACGCUAAUGUCGCCUGGGCGGAGGAUGCCGAGAAGUGGCAUGCUGACUUUGUCAAUGCUGGUCAAUCCUACGGCGGGACAAGACCAGCUGCUGAAAAACCAACGACCCAAUGGUACACAAUGCCACCCGGAAUAGGAGUGGAAACAACUGCAGGAGCAGUAAGCCAACAACAGUGCGGCUAUGUGUUGGCAGAGGCAACUCAAACGGAAACACAAACGGAAACGGAAACACAGCCAACUCCGAGUACAACUCGGAAUGAGAAUGAGAAUCCGAGUCCGAAUCAGAAUCAGCAUGAAAAUCAACGUGAAGGACAAAUCAACAAAGCGGAAAUAUUUCGCUUACCAAAAAAUUGUGUGCUGCAAAAAAUUUUGAAUUUGCAAUUUCUGGUAAAGCAACACUUCGAUUAUAUGUGGCGAGCGAACUACGCCCGGCACUCGCGACCCACUUAUGACGUGCUCAGAGGACUACUAGCCCUGCCCCAGCCCGGCACCACCGAUGAACUGCAGCCGGAGCAGGCAUACUUGCUGGGCGCCACGGCCUUGGACUGCUCGAUUAUGUUAACGUUCCAGGAAGUGAAACUCGACCGCGCAUCGUAUUGUACCCCUGACCAGGACUUGGAGGCGGAGCUGCUGCAGCCGUGGCUCGUCUCACUGCUGGGUCAUCACUUUCUAACGAAGCUCUCUGUGCUGGAUUUGGAUCCGAAGCCCGAUAGUCACUUUCAUAAAUUCAUAGAGCAGACAUGUGAAAUUGAAAAGUGCUGCCGAGCAUUAAAUUAAUUAAUAAAGUUUGCACCCAACUAAAAGCCGCACGCAUC
Messenger RNA from Drosophila obscura, 3021 nucleotides. It is a transcript of the gene Ipk1, whose product is annotated as inositol-pentakisphosphate 2-kinase. Lineage: Eukaryota; Metazoa; Arthropoda; Insecta; Diptera; Drosophilidae. The record is from RefSeq and is a predicted model, not a curated record. The transcript is spliced from 10 exons. Gene Ontology annotation, biological process: inositol phosphate biosynthetic process. Gene Ontology annotation, molecular function: ATP binding; inositol-1,3,4,5,6-pentakisphosphate 2-kinase activity. Gene Ontology annotation, cellular component: nucleus. Bases 866 to 2983 code for a protein of 705 amino acids.